Eucalyptus grandis is the source of this 3623-nucleotide messenger RNA. RefSeq lists its product as uncharacterized. The record is from RefSeq and is a predicted model, not a curated record. Gene Ontology annotation, biological process: regulation of defense response to fungus. The transcript is spliced from 5 exons. Lineage: Eukaryota; Viridiplantae; Streptophyta; Magnoliopsida; Myrtales; Myrtaceae. The coding region runs from base 219 to 3278 and encodes 1019 amino acids.
UCCAUGUCCAGCUUGUUCUCUAGCGAUUUGUUGGUUUCUUCCGGGGUGCGGUCGUGCUAGGACGGACGAAUUUUAAACAGCUGCAAUGUCUUUUGCCGUAGAUUCUUCUUCUUGCUUUCUUCUUCUUUUUUAUUUUCGGAUAUGAGGUUCUUGCUUUGAAAAGGUCAGUAGGGAAAGUUGGUGGCUCUUGAUCUGGGCAUUUCGGGAGCUGCGUGAGGAUGGCUCAGGGACCGAACUUGAGGUUGGUCCAUUGCCCGAAAUGCGCGAGUCUGCUGCAAGAACUCCAUGGCUGCUCCUUGUUCAGGUGCGGCGCUUGUGGCGCUGUUCUCAGAGCUAAGAAGAGAGAGCCCGCUGGUGAUGGUGGGAAUUCAGCGGAGACGAGGGAGAGCAUCGGCGCUGCUCGUGAGCAGGAGAGGGGGAUUCACGAUAGGAAUGUGAAAAACGAGAGGCUUCCGAGUUCUGGAGCCGGAACUGAUGUUUCAGUAAGCAAUUCUGCAAUGGACAAGAGAGAGGAAUCUGCUCCCGCUCGUAGAGAUAGUGCGAGUGAUGAAAGUGCCGGUUUAAGGCUGGAUAGGAGAAGAGCCAAAGAGGAAACUGCGUAUGCCUUCGAUCACAAGCGAUACGCGGAAGACCGGGGAAACAGAUUCAUGGAAAGACGUUUCGGAGAAAGCUCUGCUCGGUCUAAGAAGGUUCUGGAUUUGGCGAGCUCGCGGGCUGAGAGAGGAAGGUGGAGUUUUGCCGGAGACCAUCUGGAAGUGUUCUUAAGGGACUCCAGGAUUGUCACUGAGCACGAGAUGACUCGCUGGUACCGGUAUCCCGAAGAGGGGACUCCCGACAACUACAGAUCUCCCUCUUUUGGUGGGUACGGUGAGUUUUUAGGCCGCCAUUCUGAUAUAACUGACCGUGACAGAGUUAGAGAGUUGGAGCGCAGGCGGGUCGAGCUUCUCAGGAAGUUGGAUGAGUUGGCGAAUCAAAUGAAUCGAUCGGGUGACAUAGCCAAUAAAUCCGGGGCCGGAGAAACAGUUCCUCGCCAUAAAAGAAUAGCUUCCGGUGAUCCUUACUAUGCUCAUGCUGGCUAUGGCGUCCUGGAUGAACCGCUCAUCCGUGACAGUCCCAUCGGCAAGCCUCCCGACACGAAGCAAGGCCACGAAUCCGCCCAUUCUAUGGAGAGCUACGAGAUGGAAAUGUCGGCCUUCUAUUUUUCUCCUUGGGAUGGCCAGUUAAAUCUUCUCGAGGACCAUCGACGCUCGUUUUCGCCCGGAACCGUGAGGCCUUUCCAUCGAUAUGCACACGAACCGCCCCCUGGACACCUCUCGGACGGGUACCUGGGUUUUGACAGAGAUCUUCCAGUCAUGUAUCCAAACCGAUCCCCUCGUCACCAUCCUUCGUGCGCUUGUUCAAGAUGUUGUUACAAGUACGAGCGAGUUCCUCCUCCACGAUUCUCACCUAAUGCAUCAAGCUCAUCGAAAACUUUCGAAGCUCGAUUGAACUCCAAUCUCUACCACCGAGUCAAUCCUGUCAAGAUCAGGCCACAAGAUGCUAGACACUCAGGUGAUAGUACCUCUUCAUCCAAUUCUAAAUAUCUGCAUUCACUUCAAAUGUGGCAGGAGGACCCUGAUUUGGACAUUGAAAAUUUCGUUCAGUCUCGACCAAAGACGUCGACGGUCUCUCGCCAGAACAAGAAGCGUUGCCAUCCCAUUGCGGGUGCUGCGCCUUUUAUGACGUGCUUAAACUGCUUGGAGUUGCUGAAGUUGCCUAAGGAGCUGAUCAUAAAGGAGAAACGUGAUAAGCAAAAACUAAGAUGCGGUGGGUGUUCAGCUAUAAUCUUGUUCAAGAUCGAAAAUAAGAAGCUUGUCACUUCUAUGGAGAAGGGAUCUGGUGGGGCUGCGAAAGAUGGCGGCGACGACAUUCAAAUUUCUUCCACUUGCUCUGAUGGCGGCAUAAACCCUGACACUCGUCCGAGUGCUAUAAGAACUUCCUCUGAUCCGUAUGACGGAUCUUUUAAGUUGAAAUUAACCGGAGACAAUGGAAUUUUGGAAGUGCAGCCACAGAAUAUUAGAGACUCUGGAAAGAUGCAGGGCCUACGUUCUCCAGCUUCUUCUUCGCCAUCUCUUCGGUCGAAGGAAGAAGAAUGUCUGGACAGUGCGAUUGCUCAAUGUGAUGCGCGAGCAGAAUGUAACACAUCUCCAAAACCACAAAAUUUACAAGUUUCAGAACAUUUUGACGAUCCAUCGACUAACGGAAAUGAGAACAGCAGGAUGAACCAAGAAGGUGUUUCUCUAGAGAAGAAUGACGCUUGCCGAAGUACUAGAGAAGAUGCUUCUGCAACAACAGAAGUUGAAGUUCCUCCAAAUGAGUAUCCGCUUACAGGACUAUCCCUCUCGGAAGUGCAGCCACAGAACGCUAGCGACUUUGGAAAGAUGCAGGGCCUCCAUUCUCCAGCUUCUUCUUCACCAUCUCUUCGUUCAGAGGAAGAAGAGAGUCUGGACAGUGUGAUUGCUUAUAGCAAUGUCUUAACUCGACCUGAAAAUGACACUUCUCCAGGACCACAAAAUUCACACGUUCCAAAACAUUUUGACAAUUCACCGUCUUACCAAAGUGAGGACAGCAGGAUUAAACUAGAGGGCGUUUCUACAGAGAAGAAAGAUGCUUGCCAAGGUACUAGCCAUGAUGCAUCAGUGACGGCAGAAGUCGAAGUUCCUCUCAAUGAGGAUCCCCAUACAGGACUAUCCCAAGACUCUACAGAUACCAGCAAAGAGGCCAAAGAGAAGGUGCACAAAAGAAGUAAAUCUUUUCUUGCAGGCCUUAUAAAGAGCUAUGGAGAGUCCCAAAACCUGGAGAAUGAAAAGCCUAAAGUAACAGUCAACGGGCAUCUGAUUCCGGACAGCGUCGUCAAAAGGGCCGAAAAGCUCGCCGGUCCUGUUCUUCCUGGAGAUUACUGGUACGAUUUCCAAGCCGGGUUUUGGGGCGUCAUGAACCAACCUUGCCUCGGCAUAAUUCCACCGUUUAUCGAAGAGUUCAGACAUCCCAUGCCAGCAGAUUGUGCGGCUGGGAACACGGGCAUCUUCAUAAACGGGAGAGAGCUGAAUCAGAGAGAUCUCGAUUUACUUGCUAGCAGAGGACUACCGAGAACAAGAAACAGGUUUUAUGCUAUUGACAUCUCCGGGAUAGUCCUGGAUGAGAAAACUCGUGAAGCGCUGUACAACCUUGGAAAACUCGCCCCAACGGUCGAGAGAGUGCAGUGUGGAUUCGGCAUGCGAGUUCCAGAAGAAGCGUGAACAGUCUCAAGAAUUGUCGGUCGUCGCCUAUGUUUUUGUGCAGCUGCCAAGGUCGAGCUUCUCUUUUUCGAUCUUGUUUUGCACUUUGCUUAGUGAAGUUUCAGCAUUAGAGUCUCCAUCUCAAUAGCUUGAGUCGCGAGCUGCGAUAGAGCUUCUUGAGAAGAUGAUGACGACUCGACUACAGUAUUUCACUUUCGACUGUGUGUUCAUCACGUUAGAAGGCGCCUUCAUUGCCUUUGGGCGAUGCAAAGCGACGGACGUUGAUUGUAAAAUCUACUCCCAUGAUACUGUAUAUCCUCAUUCCUUUUUUCCUGGUCAUCAAGAUCGAUUUUCUUGUGUUUUCAA